AAUCUGUUUUUGGCAGGAGAGAGACCAGACUCGGAGGAACCAGAGCCAGGUAUGUCCAAACCAGCAAGACGACACCAGUGCUCCCAGUGUGGAAAGAGUUUUAACCAGAAAGGACACCUGAACCAACAUGAGAAAAUACACACAGGGGAGAAGCCUUACCACUGCUCCCAGUGUGGAAUGGGUUGUAACGGGUUAAGGGACCUGAAACAACAUGAGAGAAUACACACAGGGGAGAAGCCUUACCUCUGCUCCCAGUGUGGAAAGAGUUUUACCCUGUUAUGUAACCUGAAAACACACGAGAGAAUACACACAGGGGAGAAGCCUUACCACUGCUCUCAGUGUGGAAAGAGUUUUAACCAGAAAGGACACCUGAAGCAGCAUGGGAGAAUACACACAUGGGAGAAGCCUUACCACUGUCCCCAGUUUGGAACAGGUUGUAACCAGUUAAGGGACCUGAAACGACCUGAGAGAUUACACAAAGGUGAGAAGCCUUACCAUUGCUCCCGGUGUGGAAAGAGUUUUACAACGAUAGGGACACUGAAAAUUCACGAGAGAAUACAUACAGGAGAAAAGCCGUACCACUGCUCCCAGUGUGGAAAGAGUUUUACAACAUUAUGGAGCCUGAAAAUACACGAGAGAAUGCAUACAGGAGAAAAGCCGUACCACUGCUCCAAGUGUGGAAAGCGUUUUACCCACUUAAGUAAUCAGAAAAAACAUGAGAGAAUACACACAGGGGAGAAGCCUUACCGUUGCUCCCAGUGUGGAAAGAGAUUUAGCGAGUUAGGAAGCCUGAUGGCUCAUGAGCGAAUACACACAGGGGAGAAGCCUUACAAAUGCUCAGAGUGUGGGAAGACAUAUUACUCAUCACAGUCACUUAAAAGACAUGUGAGAGUCCACACAGGGGAGAAAACAUGAAUUGAAUAUGGAGUGUGUCAGUUUGAAUAAAGAGUAGAUCAGAUUCCUUGUGUUUAAAUGGUCAGAUAAUCAAGUGAUAUUUGGAUGUGAUGCAUUUGCUCCAUUGUUGACAUUUGCAUUGUCCCACUGAUGAUUUAAUGAAAUGAAAUAUAUCACUGACUGUAAUGUAAAAUGUUAAUUGUAUGUGUCCACAUAUCUGAGUAUGUGACUAACCUUGUUAAACUGUCCUAUUAUAAUCUCCUAUUCCUGGGAGUAACGUCCUGCGUUGCAAACCAGCUGCACCUGCGUCCUUGUAUGAAUAAAGUCCCUCCCAGGAACAGGAAACUAUAAAGAUAUGUGCUCAUCACCCAAUGCUUCAGCAAUUCAGACUGUCUACACUGCGCUGUGUAACUCUGUUAUUCUCUCUGAGCUCAGAAAUAAAGAAUCUUGGUUUGA
Oncorhynchus kisutch (coho salmon) is the source of this 1350-nucleotide messenger RNA. RefSeq names its product zinc finger protein 135-like. Gene Ontology annotation, biological process: regulation of DNA-templated transcription. NCBI's taxonomy places the organism in Eukaryota, Metazoa, Chordata, Actinopteri, Salmoniformes, Salmonidae. The record is from RefSeq and is a predicted model, not a curated record. Gene Ontology annotation, molecular function: DNA-binding transcription factor activity, RNA polymerase II-specific; RNA polymerase II cis-regulatory region sequence-specific DNA binding. Bases 52 to 915 code for a protein of 287 amino acids. The transcript has a single exon.